AUGGCUUGGGGAUUGAGUAACAGCAAUCAACCUUUCUUAUGGGUGAUCCGACCAGGUUCUGUUCCCGGCUCAGAAUGGACAGAAUCCUUACCAGAGGAAUUUAAUAAGUUGGUUUCAGAAAGGGGUUACAUUGUGAAAUGGGCACCACAGAUAGAAGUUCUCAGACAUCCUGCAGUAGGAGGUUUUUGGAGUCACUGUGGAUGGAACUCGACGCUAGAGAGCAUCGGGGAAGGAGUUCCCAUGAUCUGUAGGCCUUUUACCGGCGAUCAGAGAGUUAACGCGAGGUACGUUGAGAGUGUUUGGAGAAUUGGGGUUCUAUUGGAGGGAGAACUGGAUAAAGGAUUUGUGGAGAGCUCUGUGAAGAGGUUGACUGUGGGUGAGGAAGGAGCAGAUAUGAGAAAGAGAGCCAUUGCCUUGAAAGAGAAGCUUAUAGUCUCUGCCAGAAGUGGAGGUUCCUCAUGUAGCUCAUUGGACGAUUUUGUCAAUUCCUUGACGACGCCGUGA
Messenger RNA from Camelina sativa (false flax), 504 nucleotides. Lineage: Eukaryota; Viridiplantae; Streptophyta; Magnoliopsida; Brassicales; Brassicaceae. The record is from RefSeq and is a predicted model, not a curated record.